Molecule: messenger RNA, 1764 nt
Organism: Tuber melanosporum (Perigord truffle)
Lineage: Eukaryota; Fungi; Ascomycota; Pezizomycetes; Pezizales; Tuberaceae
Exons: 2
Coding region: 316-606 (96 amino acids)
Source: RefSeq, a predicted model, not a curated record
CCAGCCCCCUCUUUUGCAUCCCUUCAAAGAACGAAUCCCUAAGGUUGGACUCAUACGGUACUUCCCUGAGGUAUCAUACCGGUACGAGUAGUCUUCAAGAUGUCUAUUUAUCUCCCCAUCGACCUGGUCCCUGUUUCGCAACUCUUAGCCUCCCAUUUUUAAGGAUGCACCAAAUUAUGUAUCGCGUCACUAUGGCAGCCAUCGGGCCAAACUGCCUUCACGGAGCCCGGGAAUACUAGUACGCGGGGGGCAUUGAGGGGAGCUCCGUUUCGUGAUACGUUUGUGAACACAACUGUUGUUGCGUAUGGGCAAAAGAUGGGCCGGAACCUCAAGAUGGUAAAAUUAUGCAGUGACUGGCAGUUGUGCUCACGGGCGUCGGGAUAUCGCGGGUACACAGUGGCUCGGCUGUGUUCGUUUCCAGGACGAGGAGAGGUUUUGCCAUUUUGGGCUUGGGCUGUUUGCCCAAGGCGAGUAUUGGCUAUUUUCGACCCACGGCGACUUUUUUCCUGUCUGAACGUUUCACUCAGUUACGAUAGUGCGAGUACCGUACACGAGUAUUUGGUGCUUAGCCUCGAUGGUGAUGCCGUGGUUGCCAUGCUGUGCUAAAGCCGAAGCUGGCCCCCUGACUGUGCGGGGCACAGGGCAUAUCUGACCCUUGCUGCGGUCUCGGAGGGCAUUCUCAUGGUUUUCCGUUUCGGAUCUCUUCUUUCAUGUCCAUUGUUCCCCCUCUGCUAAUUUAUCCUUCGUCAUCAUUAAUUGUUUCUUGACCCUUUCCCGUGAUAGGGCUGUGUUUUCUUAUUCUUGGUAACUGCUGUGUCGUUCCGGCAACUGUUGGAUGGGUGGAUCAAAUUCUCCAAAUAUACUGUUUCGCUUUUCGAGUUGUGACUUGAGCGUCAAAAUUCGAGUCGGGUUUUAUCGAGUGAUUGGCUGUGACACUUUCCUGGUGGGAGCAGGGUUUGGGAGUAGCGGCGGAGACAGCUGAAAAUGCUCCUCUAUCAUAUCGGGCUAAGGUACUGAGUGCCAGUAACUUUUGGGAUUCGGGGCGUAGGAUGCAAAUGCCAAUUCUAGGUUCUGGUAACUAAGGGAACUGCCUGUUUUACGCCUUGCAUUGGGUAAAUGUUCGAAGGUCAAAUAACUUUAAUGGGGCUGGAACAGGGUUACCGCCUAGGCGUUGUAGGCCUAGGGAGGAGGGGGAUGAACGGGUGCUAACCGACUAACUGAAUGGCUUGGAUGAUCCUCUAUCGGUUGUAUUGGUGUAUUUGCGGACUUGGUUUCCCUCCUAUAGUGUGCUCAACCGAUUCCCGGAUAUUCUUAGUGGGGAGGGGUACUGUAUUCACAACAACUUUCUUUGCUCUGGUGGUCUACUAGUAUAAGAGUUUGGCUUGGGGGAGCCCCUGGAAACCCAAUUUGCUAUUUCAAUCGUCGGAAGAGACGCCAGGAAUUUCCCAGGUAUCGAUUUUUAUGCACGAAGGACAAACUCCCCGCGACUCCCGAGGGAACAUGUCGGAGAAUGGCGCAGUUUAUGGGAUUCAGGUGAGGCAUGGGCAAGGAGAAGCAGUGUGAGGAUAAUUUGAAAACACCUGGAGAUGGCCGGAGAGUGUCCUAUCCCUUUAAACUUGAACCUCACUCACCAUUGGCAGAGAAUCUUCAUGGUAAGACACAGAGAUUUUGAGCAGGUGCAGGAACAGAGAAGCUGGCUCUGGGGCUAUUUGGUGUUGUGUUGGUUAGAUUUAAGAAUUGGCUGGCAUUCAGUGUGGUUCCUUU